AUGCAAUAAUAUGAAGGAUUGAUAGAAGAAAACACAUAAUUAAAGAAAGCCAUAAUCUCUUCGAAGGCUGUUAUAAGUAGAAAGAUAAGUAAUUUAUAUUCAUUAACAUUUUAGAUGAAUAUGAGACUUUGUAGGCAAUUAAUGAGGAACUUAAAUUGAAUCUAGAUAAAAUGAGACUAGAGAAUUAAGAUUUAUUGUAAAAGUAUAAAAUUGCCAUUCAUGAUAAAAAAUAAACAGAAUAACAAUUUGAUAAUGCUUCAAAGAAUUGGAAACUUUUGAUUGAAUAAAAAUAAAGAGAAAUAGAAGAAAUAUAAAGCAGAUUAACACCUGCAUUUGAUUAAGAUAUGAUGAGAAUUAAAUUAUUAAAUGAAUUAGAUUUACCUCAUAGAUAAUAAUUAGAACAAAAAUAAUUAGAAAUUGAAAAAUUAAAUGAAAUUAUCUAUUAAUUGAAAAGAAAGAUUGAUUUAGAGUUAUCAAGAGUAGAAACUAUACAAAUUGAUAAAGAUAAAGAAAUUAAAUUAAUAUCAGAAAAACACAAAUUGGAUUUAGCAGAUCUUUAACAUCAAAUUGAAGAGCUAACUAGAUAAGUAGAAGAUAAUAAAGAUAGAGAUACUAUUAGAAGAUUAAGAAAAGAUUUAGAAGAAUAUAAAUUAAAAUUUAAUGCUACAGAUACUGAAAAUGAAGAAUUAAGAAAUGAAAGAGAUAAAAUUAGAGAAGAGAAAAAUGAUAUCAUGAUUAAAUUUGCUAGAUAAUUAGAUUAGGAAAGAAAUGAUAAAAGAUAAUUCAAGAGUGAUUUUGAUAAAUUAUAAGUACGAACUAGAUUUUUAGAAGAUGAAUAUAGAAAAGAAAAAUAGAGAAGAGAAUAAGUGGCUACUGAUUUUGAAAUUUUAAAAACAGAUAAAGAUUAAUUAUUAACAGAUUUGAGAAAAAAAGAUGAUACUAUUCAUUAUCUUUAAAGAAAAAUAACUGAUAUGGAAGAAGAAUAAUUAGAAUAAGAAUAAAAAGUUUAAGAUAAAUUAACUCGUCUUUAUUAAGAUGAACAUGAUAAGUAUUUAUAAGAGAGAAAUAAAGCAGUUACUUUAUAAAAGGAUGUAGAUAAUUUAAAAAAAAGAUAUAGUGAUCUUCAAGAUGAUUAUAAAGUAUUGAGAGAUAGAUAUUAGAAAGAAAAUAUAGAUAAUAAAGAUUCUACAAGAGUACAGAAUGAAGAAAUUGAGAAAUUAAAAAAGACACUUUCUUAAUAAACAAAAGAAUUAGGUGAUUUGGAGAGAUCAAAUAAAAAUAAAGAAGAACAAAUUCAUGAUAUAGAGAAUGAAAAUGAAACAUUAAAAAGAAGAAAUAGAGAACUUUAACAUAGAAUUUAGUUAAUUGAAAUAAAUCCAAUUUAAGGUCCUAUUUAAACUUAACCUAUAAUUAAUUAAUCUUAAAUUCCAACAAUUAGUUAAGUGCCAUAAUUUGUUUAAUAAAGUUAAGAACAAUAUGAAACAACUAAACAAAAUAAAGUUUAAAAUGUAAUAUAAUCAGAGAAUGACCCAUAAAAUUAAUAAUAAUUUUAAGCAUAAAAAUAAUCUCUAUAAUAAAUUACUGAAGAAAAUAGAACAUUAAUAUAAAAGAAUAAAAAACUAAAUAAAAAACUUAAAUAAGCAAAUGAAAAAAUUCUUGAACUUUCAAUGAAAAAUACAAUUUUAGAAAAAUAAUUAUAAAGAUAACAUUCAUAAAAAUCUCAAUAAGAUUUUGAUAGAUCUAACAUUGGUAUGCAUGCUCAUUCUUAAUCUCCAUUUAAAUAAGAGCAUUAUUAGUAAUAGGGAAAUGAUACAGGUGGAUAAUAAUAAAGUGUACAUACAGAUACACGAUUAGAUAGAUAUGAAAAAUAAGAAAAAUAAGAGAGAUAAACUCGUUAAGAUAGAUUUACACCAUAAUCUUAAAGACCAAGAGGUCAAUCUGGUUUAGAUGCUCGUGGAAACUUAGGUUAGUAAAUGGAUAUAAAAGAUGAUGAAUUAUUGAAUAAAGUAAUGAUGUUGACAGAUGCUUCAGGAUAAAAUAAAUAUUGGUGA
Messenger RNA from Paramecium sonneborni, 2051 nucleotides. Lineage: Eukaryota; Ciliophora; Oligohymenophorea; Peniculida; Parameciidae. The record is from the annotation of a GenBank genome assembly.